AUAAUUUAAUAUAUAUAAAUAAAUAAAUAAAAAAAAUAUAAUGCCGCCAAAAAGAAAAAGUAAAGCUAGUAAAUUUGCUCGUAUGAGUGAGGAAGAACGUGCUCGUUAUAUGCAGCAUCGUGCAGAAUUAGAAUUAGAAGCGAAAAGACGUAAACAACAAUUGAUAGCAAUUUUUAGUAAGAACAAACUGAAACGUGAAGAAGCAUUUUCAAGAAUAAAUACAGCAAAAAUAAACGAACAAUGGCGAUUCAUUCUUCGUCAGAUUAAAUGUAAAGAAUUUUAUGAUGAUAUUAAAUAUCUUUGGAAAAAUUUUGAUAGAAUGAUUAAUACUAAGGAUAAAAUAAUACAAUUGUUGUAUGUAGAAAUAGAAAUGGCAGAUAUCGAUCAUAGAAGAUUGCAAGAAGCUCAUAUUGGAAUUAUAGACAAAAUUAUUGAAUUGUACGCCCAGAAACUUAGAGCUUUGUGUGAUGAUUACGUUAAUAAAGUGCAUAGCAUUCAAGGUAAAGAAACAGUGGAAUUAAAUAAAUUAAAAUCGUAUAUGGAAAAGAAUUGUGACGAAAUUAAAUUGAUUACUGUGAAUGAGAAAGUAGAAUUGGAAAAAAUAUUAGCUAAGACUAAUUCGCAAAAUGCUGUUAAUAUUUGUAAUUUAAUUUCAUUGAGAAAAGAUAUGAUGCUAGAACUUAAGAAUAAAAUUUCUAUUAAAGUAGAAAAUUUAUCGAAACAAUUAAAUGAGAUAAUGUUAGAAUAUAAUACAACUACUGAAACCAAGAGGAAAAAAUAUGAAUCAUUGAAAGAACAGGAUGAUGCUAAUCUAACAGAAAUGACACAAUAUCCAAAAUUAAUUACACAAUUGCAAAAUAAAAUAAAUAAUGUAAAAAAUGACACAGACAUUUUAUUGGAAAGAAGAAAGUCUAGCAUUAACGAAUUAAGAUAUCAGAUGAAAUUUAUAAAUCAUAAAUUAUUAACAGUAAAAAAAAAUUUCAAAACGGAUCAAAUUUUACAAUCUGAACAAUUAAAAAAAUUAAGCGUUGUUUGUAAUACCGUCAUUAAGGUGAAAAACAAAGUUCAUUAUUUAAUCUAAUUAAUCUUAUAUUAUAAUAUUUUUUGUCUAUGUUUACAGGAUUUAGAAAAAAUUCAUGAAAAAAGUAUUGCACUGUUAUCAUUGAUGAAAUUGUGUUCAGAAUUAGAACCUUUAUCGGUAUCUAUUAAAAUGUAUAUAUCUUC
This is a messenger RNA of Polistes dominula (European paper wasp), 1224 nucleotides long. RefSeq names its product dynein regulatory complex subunit 2. Gene Ontology annotation, cellular component: axoneme; axonemal dynein complex. Lineage: Eukaryota; Metazoa; Arthropoda; Insecta; Hymenoptera; Vespidae. Gene Ontology annotation, biological process: axonemal dynein complex assembly; cilium-dependent cell motility; regulation of cilium movement. The record is from RefSeq and is a predicted model, not a curated record.